Fusarium venenatum is the source of this 894-nucleotide messenger RNA. RefSeq lists its product as uncharacterized. The record is from RefSeq and is a predicted model, not a curated record. Gene Ontology annotation, cellular component: cytosol. Gene Ontology annotation, molecular function: oxidoreductase activity. NCBI's taxonomy places the organism in Eukaryota, Fungi, Ascomycota, Sordariomycetes, Hypocreales, Nectriaceae.
AUGAAUCCUCCCACCGCAACCAUCAACGGCGUUACCAUUCGUAACCAUGACAGGCCUUAUGACGCAAUCUCUCCUCAGAGAACAGAGUUGUCUCAGCAAGGCCGAACUGUCCUUGUCUGCGGCGGUUCAGCAGGUAUUGGCCAUGCAAUCGCGCGAAACUAUUGCAUCGCUGGCGCAUCUAGUGUCAUAAUCCUGGGACGUCGUGAGGAUGUUGCUAGUGAUGCAGCACUGAAGCUUGACCAGAAUUACCCCAGCACGGCUGUCACUGCACGCACCUGUGAUGUCUUCAAUAGGGAUCAGGCCCAGAAAAUCUGGGAUGACCUGGAGAAGGAGGGUAUUUUAAUCGAUGUCCUCGUCCUCAACGCUGUCGGCGAGCCGGCAUUGCAGACGAUACUCGACCAAGGUGCCGACAGGCUGUGGCAAGACUUUGAGAACAAUGUUCACGCCCCGCUUUACCUUGUCGAAAGAUUCUACAAGCAGCCUGGACAUACCAAGCAAAAGUUUGCCAUCUCUGUCUCAACGCAAGAUAUCCAUCGAUGGGAUAGUGCUCCUCAAAUGCCAGGGUACCAGCUGACCAAGAGCUCCUUUGCCACGGUUAUGCAGCAAGUCGCUAGGGAUACACCCGAAGAAAAGAUGCGUGUCAUCUCAUUCCAUCCUUCUAUAGUCUUCACUGAGUCAGCACGUAAGACUGGGUAUACUGAGGACACUCUUCCUUGGACAGACGAAAACCUCCCUGGUGGCUUUGCAGUUUGGGCUGCUUCCGCCGAGGCGCAGUUUUUACAUGGUCGAUUUGUCUGGUCAACAUGGGAUAUCAAUGAUCUGGCAUCUGGAGAGCUCCGAGCCCAGAUUGGUGAAGACCAGUGGUUGCUCAAGGUUGGAGUUAAAGGUCUAUGA